UUGCGGCAGUUUCAAACCUGGAUCCGCGAGCUCAGUUGUUAUGAAGCUAACGUUAAUUUAACCAGAGACGUUACUGAGCAUUUUUGCUAUAACGUACAUUCACAACUACACACGUCCAACGAGCCAUUUUCCUAUCAAAUCUGCUGAGGAGUCUGAUAGAAAUGGAAGAAGGAGAGACCGUAUCGAUACCUUCCAGAAAAGAGCUGCGUAAGCAGAAGCUGAUGGAAUACUUGGCAGGAAAAGGAAAGCUGAAACAGCCCAACCCUAAGCCAUACCUCCGAGAUGGCUGUCAAGUUAAGAUUCCUAUCAUGUCUACACAGGUUGUUAAUGGAAAAGAGAACAAGGCUCCUGCUGACAGAUUAAGAUAUGAAAGUACAAAAACUCAAAACACUCAAUCUGCAAAACAUCCGGCCAAAGGUGCAUUUGGUAUCGCAAACAACGUGAAUGUAAAAGGCAAAAUCCUGACUGUACGACAGAAUACCAAUCGCCAAUCUGCAACCUCUGGCGUUGCACAGGCAAAACCUAAACAAAACCCUGUGCUGACAACAACGUACAACGCAGUGUCCUCCAAAUUCAACCUUAUCGCAGCCAGCCACCUCAAAAAGCAGCCAAACACCAGAAAACCGUCUUCAGCCAAAAACUCAGAGAGUACAGCUGUAACAAAAUCAAACAGCAAAUUUGGCGGCAGCUCGAAUGCUACCUGGUCAUGUCAAAUGAAGACAAACAGCGUCAGGGUGAGUCUUGGCCCUAUGGUCAAAACAAAAACUGGACUCAUUCCUACAGUGAUUCAGCCAAGAAACAGUCAGAACUUAACACACACCUCUUCAACAGCCGCUCAUACGAACACCGCCACCACAGCUUCUGUUGCUAACAAGGUGAGAUCCAGCACCUCGUCAUCAGUUUCUGUUUCCCAGAGGUCUGACCUAGCUCAGAGGAGAACACUACCUACCACUGCUCUAAAUAACACAGAGAGAACAAGAGCUGGGAUUCGAGUACAAAAUCAGAACAUGACUAACUCUAAACCACUUUUGGGUAAACCGCCAUCUUAUAAGACUCAGCUGUCAUGUGGACUGAAAUCAGUGUCCACCUCCUCCAAAUACGCAGCUAUUAGACCAGAAGGGAGAGUAGGGAUGUCAAAAUCUGUUAAAUCGAGUGGUCAACCUACAGUCACGUCCACAAAACAGACGGGGCAAAGAAAGGGCCAACAAUGCAAAGUCGUCCCCCCUACAGUCAUAGGGGUUACAAGAGCUGCUGUGGCUGAGCUGGCAGUGAAAUCUAAGACAUGCAAAAAGACAGAUGAUAAGAAGGGACACAUUUCAGCAAAUGCCCCUCCACCACAAGCAGGUUUUAAAAGAACAAGCGCUCCAGUGGUGUCCCAGACAGUGCCACGGGCUGGUAGGACCAUCAGCCACACCAGUCAGGCCACACUCACGAAGACUCCAAAGUUCCCGGUCAGGGUCAUUCCCCAGACGGAGGGAAAAAAACUGACUGCUGCCCAGGAGGAACGAAUGAAAAAGCUGCAGGAAUGGCGGGAAGCUAAGGGCAUUUCCUACAAGCGUCCCCCGAUGCCGGUGAAACCUGCGGUCAGACUCACUGUCGCCAUGCACCAGCCUUUCUGGGGCCCCAUGAAUGAGGAAGACGAGGCCCAUUCCCUCAUCUCUGCCGUGGACAGAUCCCUGGCUGACUGCAUCAUAUUGCUCGCAAAGGGCUGCCCUCCGGAGCAGGUGAAGGGGGUCCUCUCACGGCUGCCGGCUGUGUCCAAGAAGUUUGCCAAAUACUGGAUCUGCCAGGCCCGUCUGAUGGAGCAGGAGGGCAACAUGGAGGUCCUGCCAAUGUUCGAAGAGGCUGUUGGCGUUGUGCUGGAGCCAGUGGACGAGCUGCGGACUGUGGUGUUUGAGAUUCUGAAGAGAAAGGAAGAGAUCCAAGCGAAUGAGAGAGAGGAGGACCAAAUUCCAACAAACGAAGGCACUCCUGAGAGUAUCGACAUCCCGAUGACUCCUCAACCUGUCAGAGCCCUUAUCUUUGGAGAGAGAGGAGACUCAUCGGUGGUCAAGUACAAGAUCACAGCAACGCCUGGUGGCCCUCCGAGCCAACGGAAGGAACCGGUGAGGGUGAACGGCCAGGAGGUUCGCUUCUUCACUCCAGUCAGACGCUCGGUGCGAAUCGAGAGAUCCUCCCUCCGAUACCCGGCGUCUCUCCAGGAGCACGACCUCUGCGUGACCUCCUACGCUGACCUGAUCUCAGAGGAGGAUGCAGAGAGGAGUGAGGAGCAGGAGGGAGGGGAAACCAGCCCGUCGGCAGACAACACGCCCAUGUACGUCUACAGACAGAACGAGGCGCUUGAAGACAAGGUGUUCGUCAAGUUGGUCUACGAUGAAGACGUCUGACUUCAAUCACCACCAGUUUGUAUUCGAUGAAAAACUCAAAUGUUCAGCAUUCGUCACUGUUAACAUGACAGGGCGGGGGAAGGUCAAAUGUGCGUGCAUACUUUG
Trematomus bernacchii (emerald rockcod) is the source of this 2492-nucleotide messenger RNA. It is a transcript of the gene ckap2l, whose product is annotated as cytoskeleton associated protein 2-like. The coding region runs from base 162 to 2387 and encodes 741 amino acids. The transcript is spliced from 9 exons. The record is from RefSeq and is a predicted model, not a curated record. NCBI's taxonomy places the organism in Eukaryota, Metazoa, Chordata, Actinopteri, Perciformes, Nototheniidae. Gene Ontology annotation, cellular component: mitotic spindle; centrosome; cytosol.